AUGUCGGAAACCCCUCCUCGCUUCCUCAUCAUCGGUGCCGGCUCGCGAGGCCGCAACUACGCAGAGGCCAUUGACAGCGUCACCAAUGGUGUCGUCGUAGCCGUCGCAGAACCCCUCAAGUUCAAGCGAGAGACUCUGGGCCGCCGCCACAUCUGGGGUGACGGUGAACCUGGUGAGGGCCAGUCGUUCCUGGACUGGCGAGAAUUUCUCGAGUAUGAACAGGAUCGGCGGAGGAGAGCUGCUGCAGGCGAGGAGAACGUCCCUGAGGGUGUGGAUGGAGCCUUUGUGUGCGUCUUGGACGAGAUGCAUCGCGAAGUCGUCGUCGGCUUGGCACCCCUUGGGCUUCACAUCAUGUGCGAGAAGCCCCUCGCCUGUUCUCUCCAGGACUGCCUUGACAUGUACAAGGCUCUACGUCCCUCGCGGGCUUCCAAGGUCUUCUCUAUCGGUCACGUCCUGCGGUAUAGCCCUCACAACAUGAUGCUACGCAAACUGCUUCUCGAGGAGCACGUCAUUGGCGACAUCCUAAGCGUUGUCCACACCGAGCCCGUGGGCUGGUGGCACUUUACGCACUCAUAUGUCAGGGGCAACUGGCGCAGCGAGAAGACUACGGCGCCCUCGUUGCUAACCAAGAGUUGUCACGACAUUGACCUUCUACUAUGGCUGCUUUGCUCCCCUGAGAAGGCAGGGCAAGGAGAACCUCAUCUUCCUGAAACCGUCUCCUCAUCUGGCAGUCUCCAGUUCUUCAAGAAGAGCCGCAAGCCAAAGGCUGCGGGGGGUGCCACCAACUGCACAAAGUGCCCCUUGGGAGACGAAGGUUGCAAGUACUCAGCCAAGAACGUCUACCUCGGUCCCAAACUUCACGGCCUGGGGGCGGGCAACACGAGAUGGCCCAUCAACGUUGUCGUCCACGACAUCGAGGACUACCCCUCGCAGAUAGCCAAGGAGGAGGUCAUGACCCAAGCCCUCGAGGAAGACUACGAUGAGUCUACUCCCGAGUCCGAGGUCAAGUCCCGCAACUGGUUCGGUCGAUGCGUUUUUGAGUCUGACAACGACGUCUGCGACGAUCAGGUCGUCACCAUCACCUGGCCAGAGUCCAACAAGCCAGCCAAGAUGGCAACCUUCCACAUGGUCGCCCAGACCAAAAAGAUCUGCCAGCGCUACUCGAACAUCUACGGCGAGCAUGGUGAGAUCUACGCCGACUCGGCCAAGAUUGUCGUCGAGGACUUCAACACGGGCAAGACGCACACAUACCGACCAGGCAUCGAGGACCGCGGCCACGGCGGUGGUGACUUGGGCCUCACACGCCAAUUUGUCAUGGCAUGCGAUCGCGUAAAGAACCACGGUUGGGAGGCACCUCGGGCUCAAGACGAGUUUAUCGGCUGCACUCUCGACGAGGUCCUACGCAGCCAUGCUAUGGUGUUUGCCGCCGAGGAAGCGAGACUCGGCCGCAAGGUUCUCGACUGGGAGCAGUGGUGGAAAGAAGCUGUUGGUGAACAGUUGGAUCGUGGCGAAGCAUAG
Fusarium vanettenii 77-13-4 is the source of this 1518-nucleotide messenger RNA. RefSeq lists its product as uncharacterized. Gene Ontology annotation, molecular function: nucleotide binding. The record is from RefSeq and is a predicted model, not a curated record. The transcript has a single exon. Lineage: Eukaryota; Fungi; Ascomycota; Sordariomycetes; Hypocreales; Nectriaceae. The coding region runs from base 1 to 1518 and encodes 505 amino acids.